Molecule: messenger RNA, 1966 nt
Organism: Arabidopsis lyrata subsp. lyrata
Lineage: Eukaryota; Viridiplantae; Streptophyta; Magnoliopsida; Brassicales; Brassicaceae
Product: serine-rich adhesin for platelets
Exons: 2
Coding region: 247-1797 (516 amino acids)
Biological process (GO): photosystem I assembly; response to photooxidative stress
Cellular component (GO): chloroplast thylakoid membrane
Source: RefSeq, a predicted model, not a curated record
AUCUAUCAUGAUCAGAUCUUGUCUCAAUCUUGGGCAUAGUCUCAUGUCAACGAUGUUAAAUAUUCUAAAGCUUAUAUUAUUGUUUAUGUUUAUAGUAACAAAGUCAAUAACCUUUGGCUGAGACUAAUACGCAGGAAACGAAAAAAAAGCUGGACGUGCAAAUCAUGACUCAGUGUAGCUACCAUAAGCUACCAAACGUGCGGUCCAUGCUUACUCUCUGUGACUCUGUAUAAGUCGAAAAAUACAAUGGUGGCUGCAGUUCUUAUGCCAAUGGUCAGUUUCAGAGACGAAAGUUCUCGUGAAAAUUGGCAAGUUAUAAGCAGAAACGAUUCGAAGAAGAAGAUUCUGGUCAAGCAAACGAGUAUGUUGCAAUCCGAAAGAGAGAUAUCGAUGGAUCCAAAAUCAAUCAGGUCAUUGUCUUUUUCAGGUUCGUUGAGAAGGAAUGAUAGCUUCGAUAUGAUUCGUUUACCGGCGAUGUCACCUCCUAGAGACUUAGAUGCGCCUAUGGCUAUUCCUUUGCAGCCAGUGCAGACUAAGUUUGUGAGCCGUAGCCACCCAAACUCAACCUUUGCAUCUCCUAGAAAACGUUCAGGUCUCAUGCGGGCGCUCAGAAACAAGGAACAAGACAGCCUCCCAAACUCAACCUCUGCAUCUCCUAGAAAACGUUCAGGUCUCAUGCGGGCGCUCAGAAACAAGGAACAAGACAGCCUCUCAAACUCAACCUCUGCUUCUCCUAAACAACGUUCAGGUCUCAUGCGGGCGCUCAGAAACAAGGAACAAGACAGCCUCUCAAACUCAACCUCUGCUUCUCCUAAACAACGUUCAGGUCUCAUGCGGGCGCUCAGAAACAAGGAACAAGACAGCCUCUCAAACUCAACCUCUGCUUCUCCUAAACAACGUUCAGGUCUCAUGCGGGCGCUCAGAAACAAGGAACAAGACAGCCUCUCAAACUCAACCUCUGCUUCUCCUAAACAACGUUCAGGUCUCAUGCGGGCGCUCAGAAACAAGGAACAAGACAGCCUCCCAAACUCAACCUCUGCUUCUCCUAAACAACGUUCAGGUCUCAUGCGGGCGCUCAGAAACAAGGAACAAGACUCGUCUUCGGCGUCAUACAAGAGAAGCAAAUCUUGUGGGUCUACUAGUAAGAGACUCUCUCUUAAGAGCAGCGGAAUCAGAAAUUCUGUCUUCAUUAAAACCGAAUCUAACAAGAGCAUCAGCAAUAAUAAUACAUUAGAAGACGGAUUCAGAUGCAACGCUCUGUGUUUAUACCUCCCCGGUUUCAGUAAAGAAAAACCGAUCAAAUCAUCACGGAAAGAUGAUUCUUCUUCCUUCACCCGAACCACCACGAUGACGAGAUCAUCAUCAUCGACCAUUACCGUUUCAAGAACAGUCUCCGUCAGAGAAUCCACCACCACUACCACAGUGAUCUCAGCUCGGGCUUCAAUGGAGAAAUUCGAUUGCGGCUCAUACACUUCGGAAGCCGUCGGAGAAGAAGGAGGAAAUCACUUCUUUGACUUACCGUCCGAGCUAAUCAAAACCGGUUCAGGUGAUAACGACCAUGAUGAACCGGUUUCAGCGGCUUUCGUGUUCGACAAGGAACCUGUUGAGAAAGAGAUCAAAGGGGUUUUAAAGGUUUCUGGUUCGAGCAACAGAAAAUCGAUGGAGUCUUCUUCACUGCGUCAGGUUAGAUUCUCCACGUCAUCGCCGGUUUCAUACCCAACGUCUCCGGCAAUCUCUCCACGGUUGUUAGAAGCCACCAAGAAUUUCAAUGCUUUCUUGGAAGCUCAAGCCGUUUAAAUGAUGAUGGAGCCUUAACUACAAUAUAAAAUAUAAGCUAUAAUAUCCCAAAGUCUUGUUAAAUAUUUUUCUUUGGGAAAUUAAAUAUCGUUUUUCACCUCUAAGAAAACUAACAUUUUUACUCCAUAUUGUUAAUACUUUUCAAUAAUGGAUGUGGUAUACUUUCCUA